AUGCCUGAGGAACACGGCGGCUAUAGCGAGGCACAAGUGGCGUCUCUUGUCGCCUCUCAAAACAUGCCGGCCUGGGACGCCUUCGUCAACUGGCUACUGAUGGAACUGGCCCCAAGCGAGGCCUCACGAGCGGUGAUUGCAUGUGCGCUGCGGCAGCUGCAUGAGGCGGCACGCGUCAACCUCACAUUUGCCAUCCAGGCGGGAAACGCAUUGCUGGCGGCUGCUACGCACCGUAGUGCGGUGUGGAGUACUGUGCUUUUUGAUAUUCGUGGCGCCGUGGCGAAUUGGUGCGUGCAGGCGGGCGAUGAAGAGCAGGCGCAGGAACUCUGGCGCCUCAUGCUCCCUGCGGAUGACGACAUGGAGUCGCUCAGGCUCCUGACAAAUAUUUUAAAUAGUGCCCUGCGUACCCGUAGCUUUGCCGCGGCGGAGACGGACUGUCUGCGCGGGCUGGCCUCAUACAAGGCCUUGGCAGCGCGACAGGAAGCGAAUGACGUGGUGAACAGUUUCUUGCAGGCCUUUGCCGCACUACUGGCGGGGCGGCACCGGUUUGCGGAGGCGUCCCAGCGCUUUCAUGAGUUGUACGUGCGAACCAAAACCCUGGCGCACCUUCGUGCGGCCGUCGUGUGCGCCAUUCAGGCCGACGCAAGUGCGACCCGCUCGCGCCUGCUAGGCAUCUUUUACAAGGAUGAGAAUGCGGCGCUCCUCGGGGGGCUGCACGGCCUCCUCCACCGCGCCCACCACGCUCAGCUGCUGCGUCCCGACGACCUUCGGCGGUUCCUUCCGUACGUGGAGGCCCCCAGCGACACCGCCGCCGUCGAGCGCGCCUUUAUUCAGCACAACCUGCAGGCCAUUUCUCGGGUCUACUACAAUAUUGGUUUUGCAGAACUCGGGGCCCUUCUUGGCACCACCGGCUGCGAGGCAGAACGGCUUGUGGCGCGAAUGGUGUCGGAGCGGCGGCUGGAUGCAACCCUAGACCAGACGACAGAGACGGUCCUUUUCUGUCGCCACGACAACACAGCUGCGCUGGAGGUGAGGGACGCGCGAAUUGCCUUUGCGUGUGAGGAGCUUGCGCGUGCAACCGACCUCAUUGUCAGUCGUCAUGACGAGUUCCGCGAGUAUCUCUUAUUUAAUUGA
Molecule: messenger RNA, 1134 nt
Organism: Trypanosoma conorhini
Lineage: Eukaryota; Euglenozoa; Kinetoplastea; Trypanosomatida; Trypanosomatidae
Product: putative cop9 signalosome complex subunit
Exons: 1
Coding region: 1-1134 (377 amino acids)
Cellular component (GO): COP9 signalosome; cytosol
Source: RefSeq, a predicted model, not a curated record